Messenger RNA from Elgaria multicarinata webbii, 1056 nucleotides. RefSeq names its product inka box actin regulator 1 (gene INKA1). Gene Ontology annotation, cellular component: nucleus. The coding region runs from base 136 to 1026 and encodes 296 amino acids. The transcript has 2 exons. Lineage: Eukaryota; Metazoa; Chordata; Lepidosauria; Squamata; Anguidae. Gene Ontology annotation, molecular function: protein kinase binding; protein serine/threonine kinase inhibitor activity. The record is from RefSeq and is a predicted model, not a curated record.
CUCCCAACUCCACACCUGAGUCGGCAAAGGCAGAUCCGUGCCCCUCACAAAUCAAGGCAGCUGGGCUAAAAUCCUAAGGGAGCCGUGUGGCCUGCAGCAGGCCUUGGCAGGCCUUGCAUGCGCCGGACUCCUUAGAUGCUGGGACACCUGGGCAGGCUGUGCAUGAAGGAGUCGAGCGAAGUGCUGCGGGGCCAAAUGCAGUGCAUGAUGCGGACGCUGCAUGAUCUGAAGAGGGCGCAAGACCGAGAGUUCCGCCUGGAGCCCCAAGAGCUGCGGCCACCCUGUGCCGUGCCUUCCGCAAAGCAGUGCACCAGCCCCCGGGUCUCAGCGAUUUCAGAAGCAGACUCUGCCUGCUGCCUGGAGGGGGCCGUGGAGGAGGAGCCUGCCUUUUCUCCCCCCAGCAGUGAGCGGAGCCUGGAGUUUGAUUCGGGCUACUCUGAGGUGUCUGGGAGCAGCUGGCGAGAUGAAGAGGGACCCCCACCCCUGCGAGCCAGUAAGCUUUCCUCGGGGGGCUUUCUGCGCCGCCGAGUGCCCACCAGGAGGCCCCGGCCCAAGUCUGCUUCCGACGCCUGCUUGGAGCGGUGGCGGGACGUCGAACCAGCGGAUGCGAGCGACUGGACCGUGUCCCUUUUGUCACAGAGCCGCAACCGGCAGCCGCUGGUGCUGGGGGACAACUGCUUUGCCGAUUUGGUUGAGAACUGGAUGGAUUUGCCCGAAGAGAGCGGGGAGCGCGGCCGGCUGCAACGCUGGCUGGCCAAACCCCACGGCUUCCUGCUGAACCUCUCAGGCAACGUGCGCCGCAGGCUGGCUGGCAUCUCGCGUGCAGAGCGUGCCAAGCAGGACCCGGAUGGCACCAAGCGUUUCUCUUGCCCUGCAGGCCUGGACGGACGGCCCUCCUUCCCCUACUUCCACCAGUCCCACGCCAACAUCAGUGAGCUGUCCACAGACUGCAGCAGCUUUGCUGCCCUCAUGAACUGCCGAAGUCGGCAGCCCAUCAUUUGCAAUGACGUGAUUGGCUACAUCUAGCCUUGACUUUUUUUAAUGCUCUUUUUCUAA